AUGAAGAAGAAAAAUUACUUCUCUAGUGAACCACCUGUGAACAUUUUAAAUUACCUGAACAAUGACGACAUCCGGAAGCAAAAUUGGGACGAGGUUCUGAGCGAAAAUGAGAAAGAGAUAUUUACAUCUUACAUUCCAAGGAAUCAAGAGAAUAUAAGUUUGCCAAAAAGUUUGCAUGAACAUGUGAUAAUUGAAUAUACGGCUAUGUUUGCAAAUUGGGAAGGAGACAUAGUAGAAUUUUAUUUAAAACUAAACAAUGAUAUUUUAAUAGAAUUUCCAUUUUUACAUGUAGACCAUCCGUUACAUGCAUAUUAUCAACUUGUCAAGGAGAAUACGAGAAAUCGAAUAACUGACAAGUACGAAAAUUUAAUUCCUGCCCCUUUAAGGGGUCUAUUUGAAUAUGUACGUCAAAUGGAAAAUGCAAAAGUAACUAAUAAUGAAAUAAAAGCGAAACUUUUACGGGAAAAACAACAAAUUAGUAUGAAAGAUGCAAAUGAAAAGAAAAUUAAACAACUAGAAAUGGAAAAACAAAAAAAGAAACAAACAGAGGAUCAAUCCUACUCAACACUUUUUAUGCAAUAUAUGGAAUCGGAUGAAGACGUGAAAGAAAAUCCAGCUGAUGUGGAAGAAAAGCCAGCUGAGGUGAAAGAAAAUCCAGCUGAUGAGAUGAAAAAUCUGAUUUGCAAAAUUCUGAAUUCGAAAAAGGAAUUUCCCAUAUAUUUAGCAAAAUGUUUUUUACAUUGUAUAGAAAAACUCAAGUACCUACAGUAUGGAUCGAAGGAAUAUUCAUACUUCUAUGAACAAAUAAUGUUAGGAUCCUCUUUCCCAUAUGGGCAUCCAACAAAUGUUACAUCAGCAGAUUUUCUAAAUCUUAUUUUUCUUCUGGAUGAAAAGAAAAGUGUCAAUUCAAAUGCUCCUACUGGAAGAACGAAUGAAGAUCAUGCGGCUGAAAAAAAGGACAACGUUAAAAUGAUACAGGAUUGUAGAAGAGAGCGCGCCAAAAUGAUACUUCAUGGAUUUAAAAAAAAGUAA
Molecule: messenger RNA, 1032 nt
Organism: Plasmodium gonderi
Lineage: Eukaryota; Apicomplexa; Aconoidasida; Haemosporida; Plasmodiidae
Exons: 7
Coding region: 1-1032 (343 amino acids)
Biological process (GO): RNA processing
Molecular function (GO): RNA binding
Source: RefSeq, a predicted model, not a curated record